AUGCUCAGCCCGCGGGAGAGAUUGUUGCUCAGCCUCAUCGGGGGACAGUGGAUCAGCAAUGUUUACGCUGCCAUCACAUGGCCGUCGCCAAUCUACGAUGAGCUCGAAGAUCUGAUGCUUUUGACCUCUGGCUACGGUAACAGAAACUUCAUGGCCCCCUUGGUCCCUUGCACAUUUGCCCCAAAUCCAGGUCACUCAGUCGCCGGAGGUUUUUUACGAGUCGCCUUCCACGACAUGGCCGGAGCCAACGUGGCUGAAGGGACCGACGGCUUGGACGCAUCUAUCGGUUUCGAACUGGACAGUAGCAUCUUUCCUGAGAAUACUGGUCCUGCCUUCAACAACACCCUCUCCUUUGUCUCGAGAUUCUACAGCAGUCGGGCCUCCAUGUCAGACCUGCUAGCCUUGGCGGCCUACGCCUCAGUUCGAGCCUGCGGUGGUCCCGCCAUUCCACUCAAAGCCGGUCGUAUCGACGCUACCCAGGCAGGAACUCCCGGUGUUCCUGACCCCAAGGACGAUAUUGACAAACUAAACACCGAGUUUGCUCGUAUGGGUUUGACUCCGGAAGAGGGUAUCCAGCUUGUUGCCUGCGGUCAUACUCUUGGAGGAGUGCAUUCUGCAGAACACCCUGCCAUUGUCCCCGUGGGUACGACCUUUCUCGGAGUACAAGACUUCGAUGCCACGAACAACACCUUUGACAACUCGACCCUCACCAUGUAUCUCGACAGUACCACCUUGAACCCACUUGUGGUAGGUCCAGACGUCGAUGCUCGAUCGGAUCUUCGGCUCUUCAACAGCGACGGCAACAAAACCGUCUCGAGCAUGGUAGAUUCAUAUGACAGCACUUGCUCGGUCAUCCUUGCCAAGAUGCUUGAUACCGUCCCAGCUUCGGUGACCUUGACCGAAGUGAUCACAGCUUAUCCCGUCAAGCCAGCGAACCUUGCGCUCACCAUCAGCAGCGCCGAUCAGCUUGUCUUCUCGGGAGCUAUUCGCUUUUGGACGAACAAAAUCUCCAAGUUAUCGGUCUCUAGUUUGCAGCUUGUCUACAAGGACCGAACUGGAGCUCCGGCUGGUACUAUCGACGCCUCUGUGGCCCUGGGUGACGGCACUGGAUUUGACGAUUCUUUCACGUUUUAUGGAUUCAAUGCUUCGAUCCCUGCCAAGACAUCCAUUUCGUCUUUCGUGGUGAAAGUCCGCCUCACUUCGGGAAGUAGCCUGACGUACGACAACAACGGCAAGGGUUUUCCGGUUCAGGACACAAUUCUCUCCCAGAACGCUUACUCAAGUCUUGCGGCUGCGGAUUCCUCAGGCAGUCAGCGAGCGACCAUCAUCGCAGCUGUGCGGUCCGGAACUGAGGGAGAAGUUGAUCUCGCAGUGAAUCUGAUCAAUGCAAUGGGAGUAAACAAUCUGCCGACGAUCUCCAAAAUCCCAACAGCCAUGACCAAAGUAUGCGAGUCGUUGUAUUAUAAUUUCUACUCCGCGUCCUUUGGCGUACCAGCCGCUGCGGUCAACGGCACAAAGUACGAUUUGAGCGCCGGAGGGGAGUACGACGGCUUCAAGGGCUUGAUCGGCUUGCAAGCACAAGCAGCAAACCUUCCAUGCGGUAGGGAUUCGAGCCCUACCACGUCUAGCGCCACGACUUCAUCUAGCUCCCGGACCGAGCUGUCAACCUCGACAACUACUGCGUCUUAUAUCUCAACCACCGAUACAAUUCCCGACAAGCACGUCAAGUCAACUUCCAGCCCAUUCUGGAGCAAUUUCACAACUACCAAGACCACCUCUGUCGACCAGGUAAAGUCAACUCGUUGGCCAAGCUGGAGUGAUUGGACGAUCUCUACUUCCAGCAGCGAGCCGGUAUCCCCGGAAACAACGACUUCCACGAGCGACUCUGUUUCGUGGGUUCGCGGCGAUCAUGGAAGCAUUCCUACCAGUAGCAGCGUCCCCGUGGCGGCUGUCAGCUCAAUCGCAGCUGGAGGCUCGAGCUCGUCAAGUUCGCCAGUUUCACCCGCCGUCGCCACUUUUACCGGCACUGGAAAUGCACUGACUGGUAGUGGCAUUUUCAGCAUGUUUGCGAUAGCUCUGGGUGUGUUGUUGCUGCUGUAA
Molecule: messenger RNA, 2100 nt
Organism: Fonsecaea nubica
Lineage: Eukaryota; Fungi; Ascomycota; Eurotiomycetes; Chaetothyriales; Herpotrichiellaceae
Exons: 3
Coding region: 1-2100 (699 amino acids)
Biological process (GO): response to reactive oxygen species; cellular response to oxidative stress; hydrogen peroxide catabolic process
Molecular function (GO): peroxidase activity; heme binding
Source: RefSeq, a predicted model, not a curated record